Molecule: messenger RNA, 405 nt
Organism: Heterostelium album PN500
Lineage: Eukaryota; Evosea; Eumycetozoa; Acytosteliales; Acytosteliaceae
Exons: 5
Coding region: 1-405 (134 amino acids)
Source: RefSeq, a predicted model, not a curated record
AUGUAUACUGACACUAUCUAUCUUCCCACUUUCCCAUUUUCUCACUCAUGUUUACUUUUACCACAAGAUGAUAUGAUACCAACAUCAAUUUUAAAACAAUCAUCUCAAUAUACUCUUUUAUUUGUAUCCCAACAAUUCUCAAAAAACAUAUAUAUCAUUGUUAAUCACAUAUACAUACAACUUUCGAAACAUCAUCAUUUCUAUUUUAAUUCUCAGGAAGCAUAUUUUAUAUUAAACAAUCCAACUUUUAAAUCGCUCAGCUCUUUAAACAUUGAAAAUAGACACGCUGUGACCUUUUUUUCACAUCAAAAUCAAACCGUAUGCGCAUCCAAACAACCAAUUUUAGAAAAAUACAAACUAAUAUCAUCAUCAUCAUCAUCACCAGCAGCAAUAACAAGAAAAUAA